GCUGAGUCCUCAAGCGUAGAAGAGGCACAACGCAUUCGACUGCACAUCACACCUUUCAACGCAGAACUUCUCGAUCGAUUCGUCCCGCCGGCUAUUCGAUCGCAAGCAUCUGAUAUUUCCUUCCAUACCGUCCAGACUUUUCCCGAACGGGGAUUCGGCUACGUGGAAUUGCCGAAAGUCGAAGCGCAAAAGAUCAGACAGAAAUUGAACGGUAUGACGCUCAAGGGUUCUAAAGUGAAAAUUGAAGAGGCGCGGCCGGAGAAAAGUCGCAAGGACAAGAAGCGAAAGAGUUCAGGCGGAGCAGGUGAUAACACCGAGGUGGUGGAGCAGAGUGAGAAGGCCACGAAACGGGUGAAAAGGGCCAAAGCCGAGCGAGGAGAAGGCAUUAUCCCUGGCCACGAGUUGGAUCCUGGACGGAUAGUCAAGAGAGGAUGGCAAGAUACAAACCCAAAGAAACGAAACUCCAAGAAGGAUGAGAAGUCUGGAGAUGUCAGCUUGGAAGGGAAGAGCAAUCAUUUCAAGACUUCCGUCGCACCCAAUGCAAUGCCUUUGAAGGCUUCGAAGAAAGAGACCAAGGGCGACGCAAAGAAGAAAGACAAGGAGAAGAAAACUGGCAAGCAUGAUGUCGUAGUGAAGGAAUUCAAGAACACGACUAAAAUACUGAACGCGAAGAGCGCGAAGGCCUCCAAGCCGGAGACUCAUUAUGAAGAUGGCGUGGGUUGGGUGGACGGGGAGGGGAAUGUGAUUGAAGCCGAAGCACCAUCCUCUCGGAGAAAACGUGCAUUCUUGACAAUCCAACCUGCCUCCAAGCCAGAACCAAUACAACCAGAAGGUCACGAAGCGGUUGAAUCAUCAGAGAGUGUAUCAGAAGCAGAAGAAGUUGCCGAAGAGGAAGCGCCGAACAAGAAUGCACUUUCAGAGAUUGGACCCGAACGGUCUAGCAGCGAAGCACCCAGUAUCGCGGCCACAGCGACGUCCAUCGAAAACCCCAUCUCAGCCGAAUCAGAAGCAGAAUCACCCAGCACGCCACCAACAGAAGCCAUACCUCCCCGGACAAUCUCCCUCCCAGAGCGCGAAAUCCACCCCCUCGAAGCUCUCUACAAACGCCCCGCUUCCUCCAAAAAAUCAAACAAAACCGGCGAAUCGCUCCCUCCAAUAGACACCGGCUUCAGCUUCUUCGGCGGCGGAGACGCGGUCGACAGCGCAGCCAAGUCCGCCGAAGUCGACAGCGACGACGAUGAAGACAGGACUCAUGCCGCCUUUCCGACAGUGCAACAUCCCCCUCAUACCCCCCAUACCAAACUGGACCUCGAAUGGCGCGGUCUCCGCUCCGGCGCUCCAACACCCGACACCGCGGCGAUCGGAAAGCGGUUCACAUUCCCCAUUUCCGGCAACAACGACAACGACGACGAUGAGAACGGCGAGGACGAUGACGAAGACGAGGCAGACGACGACGAUGAAAUCCUCGAUGACGUCGACGCCGCUUCUCCCUCUACCCGAAAAGCCAUCGGCGGCGAAGGCGGAGACGGGGAGGAGAGUGAAUUCCGGAAAUGGUUCUAUGAGAACCGCGGCGAGUUGAACCGAGGGUGGAAGAAGCGCCGACGCGAGGAGAAGAAGUUGAAGAGGCAGAGGGAGAGUCGACGAUUGGGGAGGAAAAUC
Molecule: messenger RNA, 1659 nt
Organism: Dissoconium aciculare CBS 342.82
Lineage: Eukaryota; Fungi; Ascomycota; Dothideomycetes; Mycosphaerellales; Dissoconiaceae
Exons: 1
Molecular function (GO): nucleic acid binding
Source: RefSeq, a predicted model, not a curated record